Molecule: messenger RNA, 1096 nt
Organism: Dioscorea cayenensis subsp. rotundata (Guinea yam)
Lineage: Eukaryota; Viridiplantae; Streptophyta; Magnoliopsida; Dioscoreales; Dioscoreaceae
Product: UDP-N-acetylglucosamine transferase subunit ALG14
Exons: 6
Coding region: 188-871 (227 amino acids)
Biological process (GO): dolichol-linked oligosaccharide biosynthetic process
Cellular component (GO): UDP-N-acetylglucosamine transferase complex
Source: RefSeq, a predicted model, not a curated record
CGACCAAAGCUCAGGCGUGAUGGCGGCUUGUUCUUUCUCUUCUCCCUUUCCCCCGAUCAUGGUUCCUCUCCGCCGGACCUUGUUCUCUUGACGUUGGCGGCGAGGUCCUCUUCUUUGUCUUGAGCCUUUGCUUUCCCCUCCUUGAGAAUCUAGGAAAAGCCUCGGUCCAUAUUUGAUCUUUAAUGACAUGGAGGAAUACCUUGAAGCUGGUUUUCCCAAGCUUGUCCUGUUGUUUGUUGCAAUCAUCAUUUCUCUGAUUGCAAUUCGUUUGACGUAUGUUUUCCUAAGGAGUGGAAAACCAUUUGUAGUUCCACCAGAGCGUGUUAGCACUAUGAUUGUUCUCGGGUCAGGUGGUCACACGGCGGAGAUGCUUAGCAUAGUGAAUGUGCUCAACAAGGAGAGAUUCUCACCAAGGUUUUAUGUUUCCGCCGCAACUGAUAACAUGAGUCUUCAAAAGGCGCAGGUUUUAGAGCAAUCUUUGUUGCAUCAAGGGAAGGGCAAUGCAGAGGCUGCUCAGUUUAUGCAGAUUUACCGCAGCCGUGAAGUGGGACAAUCUUAUAUAACCUCUGUUGGGACUAGUUUAAUUGCAAUUGCACAUGCUAUAUGGUUCAUAUUGAAAAUCAGACCUCAAGUGAUCAUUUGCAAUGGUCCAGGUACUUGUAUUCCACUUUGUGUUGCAGCAUUCAUGUUCAAGGCAGCAGGCCUUCGUUGGUCAUCAAUCUUCUAUAUUGAGAGUAUUGCAAGAGUGAGAAAGCUAUCAUUAAGCGGCUUGUUGCUUUACAAACUACACCUUACCGAUCAAUUUGUGGUGCAAUGGCCACAGUUGCAGAGCAAAUAUCCCCGAUCACAAUACGUUGGUCGCAUCAUGUAAAGCUUUUGCCGCUACCGCUCCAGAACUUCACAGAUUAUCAUCUCCAAAUGUUCUGAGUUUUAUCAAUGCAGUAGUAUCUGCUACUUCUGUAAUGUGUUUAGAUUAAGGGAAAAAAUAUCGAAAGAUAGAAAAGGAAGCAAGAAGUGAUAUCGCUUUAUUGUUCUUGUUUGCUGUCAAUUGAAUCAAAUGAAUGACACAAAUGUCCAUCAAUGGAGAUUUUUCUCU